Messenger RNA from Schistocerca piceifrons (Central American locust), 1245 nucleotides. RefSeq lists its product as uncharacterized. The record is from RefSeq and is a predicted model, not a curated record. Bases 1 to 1245 code for a protein of 414 amino acids. The transcript has 3 exons. NCBI's taxonomy places the organism in Eukaryota, Metazoa, Arthropoda, Insecta, Orthoptera, Acrididae.
AUGGAGGAGGAGCUCGAACGAGGAUAUCGCUCCGGCGAGAUUGAGUGUGAGGCAGAUGGCGGUCUAAGGGAAGUUUCCCGGACGACGGCAGCGUCUGGCCCCCCAUCACCGACGAGGACGACGAGUGAGAGUGUUGCUCGCGGUCGUCGGACGAACGUGGAAACUUCCGCGAACGGACGGCGCCGCGCCCGGACACUCUCUCUGCCGAGACGACGGAUCGAGCCGCCGAUCCCCCUGGCAAAGGAGGAACUUGCCGCCGUCAUGGCCGUGCUGAAUCCCGACGAGUGCUGCAUCGCCACGCAACUUGCCACGACAGCUGCCGCGCCAGCAGUCGCACCAGCCGUGGUGGCUACUGAAGCUGCCACGCCCUCACCAACGUCCAGGCUGGCAACACCUGACGAGCCUGCCGAGGUCGAGAAAACCUCACGGAAGCGCCCAGCCGCGGCCGUAGAGGACACUCCCUCCCCCCAGGCAAGUUCCGGUCGCGCCAGGCGGAAGAAGAGGAGGGUACGCCGCAGGACGAUGACCGCAUCGCCGAGGAAGCCGGAUGAAGAAGGCUUCAUCGCGCCCUUCCGGCGCCACACAGCGAAACCCAGGUCGUUUGGACCGGUGACGCCAGAACAGGUCGAGGCUGCAAACCGGUUUGCAGAUCUACCUGAAGUAGCCGAGACCGACGGGGACGGGACAACACCGACUACGGCGACGAAACAGCCCCGCCGCCCUCCGCUAAUUACCAUCCUUUGGAGGAAGGGGUACAGCGAGCUCAGAGAGAAGCUGUACUCCAUGGCAAAACCGCUGAAGAUAUCUGCGGGGACCGAUAUUUACAAGAGCGGGAAACGCGCCAGCCGCGUAAACCCGAGCCGCAGCUUCGCGGACGUUGCUAAGGGGAAGCCGGCCAUCCCCUCCGAGAGGCCACGGCCGCUCGCGGGGGAGGCCGCACCGGCACCGCAGCCAACGCAGCUGCCCUCGCCUGCGGCGCCGCCUGCAGUCGGGGAGGCCGGCUUACCGGCGCCCACAGCUGUAGGAGGGGUUGCCGCCCGCGCAGGGCGUUCCCAGCACGCCGCUCCGCUGCCGACUACGGGAAACGUCGCGAAGGAAUCAAACCUUCCCGAAACCUCGAAGGAAGACACCACCGAGCUGGCCGCGCUCCUGCGGUCGCUCAACCAGCUGAUGACGCAGCUACCAGUCCUCGUGGGAGCAGUGACGGCGGCCCUCCAGGCCACCGCCGGGAGAAGCCAGCCCUAA